Molecule: messenger RNA, 1242 nt
Organism: Papaver somniferum (opium poppy)
Lineage: Eukaryota; Viridiplantae; Streptophyta; Magnoliopsida; Ranunculales; Papaveraceae
Product: phosphate transporter PHO1 homolog 7-like
Exons: 7
Coding region: 1-1242 (413 amino acids)
Cellular component (GO): membrane
Source: RefSeq, a predicted model, not a curated record
AUGCAGGGAGUUGACUUGAGAUUGCUUAUGAAGUUGGCAGUGAAGUUAAAUUUGCGUAAGGUCCAUAUUGGCACUGAUUAUAUGGCAGUGUACAAUCUGUUCACUAGUAAGCACCCUAAGCCUAUUUGGAGUAUUAUGGUUGCAGCUUUGCAUCCUAGAGAGAUGUUUGUUCAUAUUGAUCCUAGUGAUUUCAGUUUUGAGCUUCAGAAGAUUAUGGAGGAGGAUAUGAAUUUAGUUUACUAUAGGAUGUGCACAUCACUCUUGGCGAUUCUGAUGCUAUCGAGCUUGCUGGUUUUUUUCUUUGUGUAUGAACCUGUUUCACCGCGACGAUACAUUGCCUAUGGAGUACUGGGUCUCCUAUACCUUGUAUAUGCAAUUCUUAUCUGCUCAUGGGGAGACUUCUUCUACCGAUCAUCUCGUUUAUAUUUGAUCAUGAGACUUCAAAGUUCUUUUACUGCUAAAACGGUUCUCUUUGCAGACGCUUUAGUGGGUGACAUUCUCACCUCACUAACUAAGGUUCUUAGCGGUCUUGGAUGUUCUAUUAUAGAAAUUACCAAACAUACGGUUGUUACAUCUGCCUGGGUAGACCACAAUUGUGGCUACAACCCAAUUGCUGUAAAUGUGCUGCAAAUGCUUCCACAUCUUUGGCGAAUGCACCAAUGUAUUAAGAAAAGCAUCCAAGAUACGGAUUUUCGCGAGCAAUUCUUCAAUGCUCUGAAAUAUUUGAGCACAAUCAUAAUGAUUGUGUUCAACUUGGUUUACGCUAUCCACCCUAGCAAGGGAUGGGAAGUUACAUGGAUAUGCUUCAGUGCGUUGAAUUCAGCAUAUCUCUUCUACUGGGACAUUAUUCAUGACUGGAAUAUGAUUGGCAGGACAAGAAACCCAGAAUUGUGGCCAAAUAAAAAGUUCCAACUUAUUAAAUGGGUUUUAUACAUAUGGUUUAUUCUUUUCGAUCUAGGUGCGCGAGUAGCAUGGCUAUAUCGUUUGAGCAGCAAGGCUAAUGAUGCGAGAUUUGCAUUACUGGCUGCAGUCAUAGAGUUACUAAGGCGCUCACAGUGGAUCUAUUUCAGAGUAGAGAAAGAAGAUAGAGAAAAUGCAAGUGGAACUACAUCAGUUUCUUUACUCCUUAAUGGUAGUCCUUUUAACAGUUUUGUACCAUCAAGAGGCAUUCGGCAGGGGGAUUCUUUAUCCCCUUGCCUGUUCAUACUGUUCAUACUAUCGAUGCUUGCUCUGGACUCUUAA